CUUUGAUCUUUGGGGCUGAGAGAGUUCGGGAUGAGGUGGGAUGCCCCCUAUAAAUUCAGACAGGCUGCUUGGAGGAGGCAGUUGUUGCUCUCCGACCACCACGACUGACCAGAAAAAAUAUCCUGAGAGACCCCUCACCUGCACUCGGGGCAAAAGCUUCACUUCUGGCUUUGCCAUUUAAAACAACGGAUAUACUCUUUAAUUUUGGUUUGAAGAAGACAAAAAAAAAAAAAAUCUUCAGCAUUCUGCAACCAUGAGAGGACAUUUUUCUAUCGAGUGGAUGGCCCAGAGCAGCCAGCCAGCAGGACCGGAGCCCGUCUCAGCCUCCAGAACUACAGCAUGUGGGACACAUUCAGAGAGUCUGCCAGGUUUUUACUGCAGACAAAAGUCAGAAAAUGUACCUGAGCAACAGGAGGACAGCAGGAGUCGGGGCCUGGAUGCAUACAGCCUGAAUGCACCCCAGCACCAAACCUCUCACACUAAUCAAGUGACAGAGGCCAGUUUCAGCAGCGGCACGGAGGAGGAGACGUCCGGGUACGAGAGUGAAGGGGGUCACUCCCUCUCCCCCUCGGCCCCCCCUGACUACACAUCGCCGCCGCCGCCCCCGUCGGGCAGGAGUCCUCGCACGGCCUUCACAGCAGAGCAGAUCAGCAGCCUGGAGAGAGCCUUCAAGAGGAAUGCAUACCUGGGAACUCAGGACAAGGCCGAGCUCUGCAAGAAGCUCAACCUGUCUGACAAACAGAUCAGAAACUGGUUUCAGAACAGGCGGAUGAAGCUGAAGAGGACUGUGCAGGAUGCCCUGGCUCACGCCUGCCAGGCGAACAUCGCCUCUCAGUUCAUGCAUUACCCUGAGCUGCAAGCCUACAGGCCAGGACCCUACCCCAGAUACCACUCAUCAGCGGCAGCGCAGGAUGCCCCAGCUGCCACCUCCUAUGUCCAUCCACACAGCCUGCACUACAGCUCCCGUCUACCCAGUGUCCCCACGUUGCCCCUGGACUCCUACCAGUACAGUAACCUCCCAGGGGUCAUGCUGCCCUCUGCCACGACUCAAAUCAUGGGCUCCUACCCGACUUAUCCUCAGUACUACUAACACUGUCUGUCUGGUGACGAUCACCCUGUGCAGCUGCUCUACUGUGAUAUUUUGUCAAACAAAAUAUGAUUGUAUUGGUUUUAAUAUUUGAACAAAACAUUUUCUCAUGUUAUCCUAAUAGGAUCAAUACUAUUAGAAAUAAAUGGUUAAUAAGAAAAGUGGCACAAACACUGCUGUAAGUCUUGAUCAUGAAUCAAACAGGGUAGUGUGCAAUAUUGUGAUUUAUAUGUGUGCCUCUGCUUGUAACUGAUGUAUAGUUUGCAUUAUAUAUUUAAUUUUUAAUCUAGUGUUCUAUUUGAUUUUUGUCCCUAUGUCACUGUUAAAUCCCUCUGCUAAAAUAAAAUACUUAUUAAAUCUUAA
Molecule: messenger RNA, 1450 nt
Organism: Scophthalmus maximus (turbot)
Lineage: Eukaryota; Metazoa; Chordata; Actinopteri; Pleuronectiformes; Scophthalmidae
Gene: ved
Product: ventrally expressed dharma/bozozok antagonist
Exons: 3
Coding region: 254-1090 (278 amino acids)
Biological process (GO): spinal cord motor neuron cell fate specification; endocrine pancreas development; neuron projection morphogenesis
Cellular component (GO): nucleus
Molecular function (GO): sequence-specific double-stranded DNA binding
Source: RefSeq, a predicted model, not a curated record